Molecule: messenger RNA, 719 nt
Organism: Stomoxys calcitrans (stable fly)
Lineage: Eukaryota; Metazoa; Arthropoda; Insecta; Diptera; Muscidae
Gene: REPTOR-BP
Product: REPTOR-binding partner
Exons: 4
Coding region: 166-519 (117 amino acids)
Biological process (GO): regulation of DNA-templated transcription
Cellular component (GO): nucleus
Molecular function (GO): DNA-binding transcription factor activity
Source: RefSeq, a predicted model, not a curated record
GCUGCUUCAUAGCACAACAACACAACACAAAUAAAUAAAAGUGGUCACACACACAAAAAGUCGACUAAAUUUUUUUCUUUGUCCGUGAUUAAUAAAUACGUCAUAAGAAUUUUAGAGAAUAAUUUUUUGAGGAAUUAAUAGUAAAACGUAUAUAACUCUAUUAUUAUGGAUUGUGAAGAUAUGCAAAUGAUAAUCUCCGAAGAACCAAACCUCUCGGAACGCAAAGAGGGUGGCAAGCGUGGAAGAAAACCUGGUCGCAAGGCAUCAAAUGAAAAAGUGGACAUUAAAGCCAAACUAGAACGAAGUCGUCAAAGUGCCCGAGAAUGCAGAGCCCGUAAAAAACUAAGAUACCAAUACUUAGAAGAGUUGGUUGCUGAUCGCGAAAAGGCCGUUCUUGCUUUACGGGCUGAAUUGGAGCGUUUCAAACAAUGGAGCUGUGAGUUAAGCGAGGGAAGAAUUCCAAAUGGGUUUCAUCAGUUGUUAGAGGAGUCUGGAAUUCUUAAGCAAGAGAUAGCAUAAUAAUUUAAAUGCAUAGGUAACAUGUUAGUUUUUUUAAGCAAAAAAUCAUUCUCAUAUGCAAAAUUUCCCAUGAACAUUCUAUUAAGGAACUUGGGCAAGCUAUAUAUGUAUAUAUAUAUGUAUUACACCCACUAAAAUUGUAAUAUAAGUAUAAAGGCAGUGUAAGUAAUAAAUCUUACUCUAAAAAAAAACGUGUUUAU